AUGAUAAAUACCAAUUCAAAGUCAACUACAAAAAGGCCCCUUUCAGGGCCAGCCCUGAUGAUAACCUCGAUAAAUAUCGAGGGUUUGACUAGUGACAAAGAAAUACUUCUAGAAAACAUAUGUAAAGAAACACUAUGUGAUAUUAUAUGUAUCCAGGAAACACAUAGAGGCAAAGACCGGAAUAAACCAAAAAUCCGAGGGAUGAAAUUGGUAGCUGAAAUACCACAUGACAAACAUGGUAGUGCUAUUUUCACUAAACCUAUGUUGGAAAUAAAGUCAUCAGAUGUAAUAAAUGUUGAAGGAAUAGAAAUUUUAACGAUAGAACUAACUAAUUGCACAGUUACAUCAGUAUACAAACCACCAAAUAUUCCAUUUACUUUCCAUAAGCCUGACAAUUUUAACAAUUCAAGAACAAAAAUAAUUAUUGGCGAUUUCAAUAGCCAUCACACAGAAUGGGGAUAUGAAAAUACAAAUGAUGAUGGAGAACGAGUUGAACAAUGGGCAGAUGGAAACCAAUUAUCGUUCAUACAUGACUCCAAGCUGCCUCCAUCCUUUAAUAGUGCUAGGUGGAAAAGGGGGUAUAAUCCAGAUUUGAUCAUGGUCAGUGAAAAUAUAAGACAGAAAUGUGUCAAGAUAGUAGCAAAACCAAUUCCACGCUCCCAACAUCGUUCAAUUGUUUGUUCAAUAAACGUCACCAUUAAACCCACUAUAAUGCCAAUGAAAAGAAGAUUUAAUUUCAGAAAGGCUAAUUGGAACGAUUUUAGUACAGAUCUGGACUCGAAGAUCACAAACCUUGCACCAUUAACGGAAAAUGACGAGGCUUUUGUGAAUAUAGUUAAAAGAGUAUCGAGAAAACAUAUUCCAAGGGGCUGCAGAACAGAAUAUAUAACGGGUCUUUCCUCAGAGCUAACAGAACACAUGCGUGCAUACACAGAAAUGUAUGAGAAGGACCCUUUUGGAUAUGAAACCAUAAAUAAAGGUGAAUUUUUGCUAGAAGCAAUAGGUACAGAAAGGAGAGCAAAUUGGAUAAAUUUAGUAGAAAGCAUUGAUAUGAAACACAGUAGCCAAAAAGCAUGGGGCUUAAUGAAGAAACUAAAUAACGAUCCAAAGCAAAGGAAUUCACAGAACUUAACCACACCAGAUCAAAUCGCACACCAACUUCUCUUAAACGGAAAAGGUCAGAGGGAAACAAACCAAAAGAGAACCCAGAAAAAACACACAACUGAAAAUGAAGAAUGUGGACAUUUUAAAGAGCAAUUCAAUAUAGAAGAAUUAAACGAAGCCAUUAAGAUGCUUAAAAAUAGGAAAGCCGCUGGACUGGAUGAUAUAUGUGUAGAACAAAUUAAAGAAUUCGGUCCUAAGACCAAACAGUGGAUACUAGAGCUAUUCAAUGAAAUCAGAUCUACCUAUAAACUGCCAAAAAUUUGGAGAAAAGCUCACAUAAUAGCCCUUUUGAAACCAGGUAAAGAACCAACAAGCCCCAAAAAUUUCCGGCCGGUAUCACUUCUAUGUCACUUAUAUAAAGCCUUCGAAAGAAUGGUUCACAACCAUAUAGUUAGACAAUUGACGAAAAAUUGA
Macrosiphum euphorbiae (potato aphid) is the source of this 1578-nucleotide messenger RNA. NCBI's taxonomy places the organism in Eukaryota, Metazoa, Arthropoda, Insecta, Hemiptera, Aphididae. The record is from the annotation of a GenBank genome assembly.